GCAUUCAUUGUUAAAUUGUUUUCAUUCUGCUAAAGAGUCUGAUUCUCAUCGCUUAAACGUCUUGGAAUUCUCGAUGAAGAAAAUAGUGCUAAAAGUGGCCAUUGAAAACGAGAGCAGCAAGAAAAAGGCCCUCAAGCAGGUUACAGGUGUUUAUGGGGUGGAUUCUGUGUCUGUGGACAUGAAGGAAAAGAAGAUGACUGUGAUAGGGGAUGUGGAUCCCGUCCAUUUGACCUGUAAACUCAGGAAACUUGGCUUCGCAGAUUUGCUGAGCGUGGGUUCUGCGAAAGAGGAGAAAAAGGAAGGCGAGAAAAAAGAGGAGAAAAAGGGGGCUGAGAAGAAAGAAGAGAAGAAACCUCAAGGUGAAACAAAGGAGAAUAAAGCAGAACAUCCAAAAGUUGAAGUUGUGUAUCAUGUGCCCAUGAGCUACGAUUAUAGACCGUAUCAAUACACUGUUGUGAGGGAAGAGUAUCCUAAUGUUGUGUAUGUGCCUAUGAGCUACGAUUAUAGACCGUAUCAAUACACUGUUGUGAGGGAAGAGUAUCCUAAUACUUGCGUUAUCUGUUGAACAAGUCUCUCUGUGCUUUUAAACAGCCAUCAUUUGUAACUUAAAGCAACUUUAUUUGAUUCCUAGUCACGUCUUGAGAGCAUGGAGUAAGAUUUCUAGUUUAAGGAAAACCCAGAUUCGUAUGGUAAUACUAAUGAGACAAUUUACUGGAAGCAAGUGCUUGUCAAGAAAAUGAGAUCGUCCAAGUUCGUAAUAUGGCUACCAAAAAGGAAAUCUGAUAAUGUUAUCGAGCAGUUUGUUUUGGAUUAUGAUGGAAUGGUUGAACUAGGUUUAAGUUUUUAAUAUGAAUGAGAUAAGCAGGCGAGUUUUUAUGUUGGAGUGUCAAAAGUAGUGAAAACAUUUCAGAAAGUUGCUUCAAUAGCCAACUUUGUUGCCUCUAUUUGAAGAAGGAGAGAGUUUUGUUUUUAGGAGAUUAAUUUGUUUUAUAUGUUGUAGCU
Messenger RNA from Cryptomeria japonica (Japanese cedar), 1002 nucleotides. RefSeq names its product heavy metal-associated isoprenylated plant protein 39-like. Gene Ontology annotation, molecular function: metal ion binding. The record is from RefSeq and is a predicted model, not a curated record. The coding region runs from base 74 to 565 and encodes 163 amino acids. Lineage: Eukaryota; Viridiplantae; Streptophyta; Pinopsida; Cupressales; Cupressaceae. The transcript is spliced from 3 exons.